Molecule: messenger RNA, 1416 nt
Organism: Nicotiana tabacum (common tobacco)
Lineage: Eukaryota; Viridiplantae; Streptophyta; Magnoliopsida; Solanales; Solanaceae
Product: transcription initiation factor TFIID subunit 14b
Biological process (GO): regulation of DNA-templated transcription
Source: RefSeq, a predicted model, not a curated record
UUGGACGGACGCCAAACCAGAAUUAGAACAUUCAUUGUUCCAUGCAACAAUUAAUUGGACGCACUACUUUGCCCAUGCGAUUGCAAUUCCCCCACCAAACUCACCAGAUUUUAGUAGCGCUUGAAAUCCGAAUUUCCCCUCUCCCUCUAAAACCCUUCUUUUUUUUCAAUUUCAAAACCCUAACCCCCAAUUUUUCUCAAUUUUCGGUCUCCGAUUAGUACUCAGAACAACCUUACUUUCCUUAACUAAGUUGUUUUGAAUGCAAAAUGCCUCUCAACUCGCCUGCCAUGGCACAGAAUGACGCUGAAUUAGGUGGAAAUGAGUCUGAUCCGAAGCCACAACUCACUAAAAUUGCUAACCUUUCUGAAGAUUUUGAAAAGAAGACUUCAAGCAAGAGAUUGAAAGAUGUUGAAAUUUAUGUCCCUAUAGUCUAUGGAACAAUUGCGUUUUGGCUCGGUAGGAAAGCCACUGAAACUCAGUCGCAUAGGUGGUCAGUUUAUGUUCGUGGAGCAACAAAUGAGGAUCUUAGUGGGGUAAUCAAGAAAGUAGUUUUUCAAUUGCAUCCAAGUUUUAAUAAUCCCGUGAGAGUGGUAGAAUCACCACCCUUUGAGUUGUCAGAAUGUGGUUGGGGUGAAUUUGAAAUUGCAAUAUCCCUUCACUUCCAUGAUGAUGUUGGCGAAAAGAAGUUGGAUUUGUAUCAUCAUUUGAAGUUAUAUGCAGAGAAUGAGCCUGGUCCCCAGUCAACAAAGAAACCUGUUGUUGUGGAAACCUACAAUGAGGUUGUAUUCCCUGAUCCUCCUGAGGAUUUCUUUUCACGAAUCCAGAACCAUCCUGCAGUAAUUGUGCCACGGCUUUCGGCAACAUUUAAGUUUCCUCCGGCGCCAAGUGAGGAUUUGCACGUGUUGAAGAGAGUUGAUACGAAAAACCAUCCUCUUAGUCAGUGGUUCAUCAAUUUCUCCGAGGCUGAUGAGCUCUUGAAACUCACAGCAGCUCGUCAGACGGUGCAAGCUCACAUUGUUAAGCUGAGGAGGCAGUUGAGUGUGAUGGAUGAGCUACCCCAGACAUUCAAACUGGAUUCUGAUUAGAGUAUGUACAUGAUUUGUCUGUCACAUAAAGAACAUGUGAUGUCUAUUUGUACAUGUUGACAAGCUUAGUAGCGGAAGUUAUCUUCUUUUCUCCACCCACGUAUCUUUGUUAAAAUCUCCACCUGACCCUUCUACUAAACCCCAACCCCCUCCCUCCUUUCAUUUCUAUCUCCUCAUGCUGUGUAGGACAGGUGUGCUAUGUCCUGGAUAACAUCUAAUGACAUUUUCUGUAACAUCUAGGAUAGUUGUGUUAGUCUGGUUCCCACUGUAAAGAAGAAUGUUAUCAGGCUUUAUGGUUAAACACUUUUGUCAAAAAAAAAUGGAAGAAAAA